UUAAUCAUCUGGCUGGUGAAAGAGAGGUGUUAGAUGUAACUUAUUCUGAAUGUCACAUAAGUGACCUAAUUCAAGGACAACGGUACUACUUCCGUGUUGCCUGUGGAAAUUUGAAAGGAUACAGCAAUUUUGUUCUGUCUACUCCUCCUUCAGUUGUCCCUUCCAGUUGGAGAGAUGUGGAUGGUCGAGAAGCUAGAUUCACAGGAGUAAGUUUAAGAGUUCUAGAUAAUUUGUUUACUGAAAUGCGCAAAGCUCGACCAGAGUUUGCCGCAGAGAUAAAAGAUAUUCAAGAAUCUUCAAGUCCUGGCGGUGAAACUCCUAAUGUUCAAAGACGGAAAAAAACUACCAUAAAACAAUUGUUUACUGCAGCAUCAAAAUUUCAAAAGAAUUUGCGGAGAGGUGUUUAUUUGUCCUGUAUACUGUAUCAUGAAGACAGGGUUCUUGUAACAAAUGAAGAUUUCUUGCCUGUCAUUGAAGUAGAUGAAACCUAUCCCAGUUGUAUUUAUAAUGAUUUCCACUGGCUCAUGAAGGUGGCAUGUACCUGGGAUGAUGUAAAGUCGUUACGUCAGGAUAUGGAGAAGUCUUUAAAUUCCUCAUCCAUUCACUUUCUCAUUAAACUGCUUCAAGCUGCAGCCCAGAUGCAGACUGCUCUUUGUAUUCAAGACCUAGGACAACUUUAUCACAGACCUUUAAGAGAUUCCCAAGGAACCUUGGUAAUAUCAAUGGUUAACUAUGUUAGAUCUCCAAAAUCAGUCUCUGUUCUGAACUCUCGCUGGUUGCCCAUUGGGAAAGUAGUAAAGAAAGCUUCAAAUCAUGAUGAUCCUAAUGUUGGGGAAAUUCUUAUGGCAUCAAUUCAGGAGCAAAUUAUGUAUCACCAGGUCAGCAGCAUAAGAUUGUCUCGAGGACUUUAUCUUGGUUACUUGAAAAUGCACAGUUCAGUUGAUCUCAUUCAAGUUGUAGUUCCUUCUAAAACACCAAAUGUAUUACCUCAUUGCAAAAUACGUGACAAUCCCCAUGUGUCAGCAGAGGAAUGGGAAGGCCUGAAGCAUUUACGAGGAAAAUUAAGUGCAGCAAUAGCAAUUCAAACAGAAAAAGACAAUUCUGAAGAAAAUCAGUCUUCAAUUGAUCAAUUAGUAGCCAAUACAUUCCAGUCUGAACAACAAAGAGUAUUUGUUGAUUUGGUUGCAUCCACUGCCAGACGACUUUUUUCAUAUAUGGAAAUUAAUUCUGAGGAAUCGCAUUUACACAGACUCUAUGAUGUUGAAGUUGUGGACCUAACACCUGAGGUGUCUUUCUUGGUUGCUGUCCCACCUGCUGAAAGCGCUUGUGCUGUCCCUGGUCAAAGAGAUAUGCUUCUCCAAAGAGGAGACCUUUUAUCAUUACCAGUACAAGUUUUUGAAAUGGUACAUUUGGCAUCAUAUCAACAUAAUGUUAUAUCUCGCUACUCUCGUCUCUCGUGCAUCCUUGAACUAGACAUGCUUCUUGCUCAACAUAGUUUAAGAGAGGCCUUCUCAACUGCUGAAGUCUCUCAAGCUAAAGAACGUUUGUGGAAACUUCAAGAAAUUGACUCACAGCUUAAUGCAGUGAAGAAAGGAAUUAGAUGGCUCAUGGAUCUUGUCACAUUUACAAGAGAUCGAGGUUCACAGCCUCAUGGUGGUCCACCAGGGAUACCCAUGAGAACACUUUUAGCAAUAGGGGCACCUAGCAAAGGAAAGGAUGGUGGCUCUUUAGGCGUGAAGCGUAGUCUCCUUCAGCUACCGCCGCGAGAUCAAAAGCUUGUAAAGUCAAGUGCAAGUCGGGGAAGCUGGCCUGGUCCUGGUGUCAGUGGGGCUCCAUGCUUACUUGCCACUGAAUUCAGCAAGAGCGAGCAGCAGUUGAAUACUAGUAGAAACACUGCUUCUACCACAACUAUUGCCUCUCCUAGCAUUGCUGUAGCUACCUUGUCUCUGUCCCCUCCUCCACCUCUUCCCAAUCCACGAUCAGCUGGGUCUGCCCCUGUUGUUAGUGGAACUCCAAGGAAAGGGAGUGCUGGUAGUGUAGGCUCUGUUGGGGUCAGGGCUGCCAGUCCAGCCUAUAGUAAUUCAAGUAUAUGCUCUGCAACAUUAGGCGGAAAUAAUUCUCCAAGCUCUUUGAAAGGUUUACCAAAUUCACGUAGUGAAGACACUUUGCUCAUGUCUGCGUCUCAACGGGUUCAUUCACUGGGCCACCAACGUAGUCGAUCAUCUGUCCUCACUGCCAGUGUAUCGGCAACAACUUCUCCUCUUCUUUCUGUUCGUUCCUCCAUUCAUGGUGCAAGCAACCAGCCUGUUGGAAGUGCUAUAAGUGUUAGUGGAAUGAGUACUGGCAGUGGAGUGAGUGGAGGAAACAUUACUGCAACCAGUGAAAGCCAGCAUUCCUUAUCUUCUGAGGAUUCGGCCGUUGUCAAUAUUGGCAGUGUCGGAAAUAGGAACCCUGCAGAAGACGAGGAUGAUGAGAGUGGAGCAGGCUCAGUUAUUGUGCCCAUUCCAUCAUCUGGAAUUCUCCAGGUGUAUGCAGCCUACAAGACUGGCCUUGCCUCCGGCACGAGCCUGAAGGUCCAUGUUACUCCUCAAACUUCUGCUCGCGAAGUUGUGGACUUAGUUGUAAAGCAGCUGAAUCUUGCGGCUGUGCUGAAAGGGAAGGGAGGUCCUGUUUACCCUGAUGAUCGACUGGAAAACUUUUGCCUAGUUGCUGUGAUUGGUGCCCGUGAACGGUGUCUUCGUGAUGAUUUCAAGCCCUUACAAUUACAAAACCCCUGGCGGAAGGGUAGGCUGUAUGUAAGGCAAAAACAUGAUGUUUUGGCAGCCCUAGACCAGUGUGCUCGAAGACCCACAGCAUUUCUGUAGAGUAUUGAAUGAAUUUGUGAUGUUAGAAACUUACCUGUGCAGCGAUUUCCUGAUUACUGUAGUGUUAAAGGGCACCAUUAUUGUUUCAUGUCAAGUCUUUUGAACUUUUUUCUUGAAAUCUCAUAGUUUUCUCAGACCUUAUUUUAGAGAGUACUUCA
This is a messenger RNA of Frankliniella occidentalis (western flower thrips), 3022 nucleotides long. RefSeq lists its product as uncharacterized. Gene Ontology annotation, cellular component: spindle. The coding region runs from base 243 to 2864 and encodes 873 amino acids. Gene Ontology annotation, biological process: signal transduction; establishment of mitotic spindle orientation; regulation of establishment of bipolar cell polarity. The transcript is spliced from 12 exons. The record is from RefSeq and is a predicted model, not a curated record. Lineage: Eukaryota; Metazoa; Arthropoda; Insecta; Thysanoptera; Thripidae.